AUGGAGCCAAACCCGGUGUCAGACUUGAACCGCAUCCAGAAUAAACCGUACACGGAGACGGUCGAUUCCGACGGACGGCUCGAUGAAGUUGUGGCUGAGGAGGCCUGGCAGAGGCACAAGAUGAGGAACGACUCCUUCAUAGUGGACCUCUUCCAAGGCCAGUUUAAAUCCAAGCUUGUUUGCCCCACAUGCUCCAAGGUGUCUAUCACCUUUGACCCCUUCCUCUACCUGCCCGUCCCGUUGCCCCAGAAACAAAAGGUGCUCUCAGUUUUCUACUUUGCGAAGGAACCUCAUAAAAAACCCAUCAAGUUUUUGGUGAGCGUGAGCAAGGAGAACUCCAGCACCACUGAAGUCCUCGAAUCCAUCUCCAGGAGUGUGAGGGUCAAACCAGAGAACCUCAGACUGGCAGAGGUGGGAAAGAACCGCUUCCAGCGUAUGUUCCUGCCGUCCCAUUCUCUGGACACAGUGUCCUCCUCUGACAUGUUGUUCUGCUUUGAGGUGCUUUCCAAAGACCUGGCCAAAGAGAGAGUGGUCUUACUCAGAGUGCAGCAGAAACUCCAGGUUCCCAACAUCCCCAUCUCAAAAUGUGCCGCCUGCCUGAAGCCUCCAGUGUCUGAGGAGGACAAGCUGAAGAGGUGCACUCGGUGCUAUCGCGUGGGCUACUGCAAUCAAGUGUGUCAGAGGAACCACUGGCCCAAUCAUAAAGGUCUUUGUCGACCCAACACAGAGAACGUUGGUUUGCCUUUCCUGGUCAGCGUACCAGAGUCUCGACUCUCCUACUCCCGCCUCAGCCAGCUACUAGAGGGAUACUCCAGGUUUUCCGUCAACGUGUUCCAGCCUCCUUUCCAGUCAGGCAGGACGUCCCCUGAAACCCCCCAGUCCAGGGUCGACCUCCCUCCGAUGCCGGCAGGUUCUCCAGAGGGUCCCGGGUCGGGCGAUGAGGCCGUGGGCGGCAGCAGUACCGCAGGGGGAAGCGAUCCGGAGCUUGAGAGCCCCUCUCAGCCGGCCGAAUCCAAGGCAGAGUACGCUCAGGCCUCGGCAGUCCACUCCGGAGAGCCGGACUCACUCUCCUCCUCCCAGGCGUCCAUCUCCACCACCCGGACUUCUGACUCAGGAUUCUCUGAGCCCAUCUCCUCCACUUCCUGCUGCUCUCUGGACCCUCAUGCUGAAAAGGAGACUUCCUGUGAGAAGGCAGUGCGACCUGAAGCUGCAGUAACGGGGUACCAACACCCCAGUGAGUCAGCGUCAGGCCACGCCAGCCAGUUCUACAUCGCUCUGCUGGACUCCAACAACAAGGAGCAACGGCUGGAUGAGAAGGAGGAUGCUCUGGCUGACCUCCCCGAAGACCCAACGCUGGAGCUGGUCUGGAAAAACAACGAGCGUCUGAAGGAAUAUGUUCUGGUGAGCUCCAAGGAGCUGGAGUACGAGGAGGAUCCCGGAUCUCUGAGUGAGACCGCCAGGGCCGGACACUUCACCCUGGAGCAGUGCCUCAACCUCUUCACCAAGCCAGAGGUCCUGGCACCAGAGGAGGCCUGGUACUGUCCAAAGUGCCAGCAGCACCGCGAAGCCUCCAAGCAACUGUUGCUGUGGCGUUUACCAAACGUUUUGAUCAUCCAGCUGAAACGCUUCUCCUUCAGGAGCUUCAUCUGGAGGGACAAGAUCAACGACAUGGUCGACUUCCCCGUCAGGAAUCUGGAUCUGAGUAAGUUCUGUAUCGGCCAGAAGGACGAGAUGCAGCAGCCUCCGAUCUAUGACCUGUACGCGGUCAUCAACCAUUAUGGGGGGAUGAUCGGAGGCCACUACACCGCCUACGCUCGCCUGCCGAGUGACAAGAACAGCCAGCGCAGUGACGUCGGCUGGCGUCUGUUUGAUGACAGCACGGUGACGAUGGUGGAGGAGAGUCAGGUGGUUACCCGCUACGCCUAUGUCUUGUUCUACCGCCGCCGAAACUCCCCGGUGGAGCGGCCGCCACGCUUCCUCCGACCGGUCGGAGCCGAGUCGCCCACCGCUGCAGGAGCUACUGCCAGCCAGGCCUCUAGCCAGUCGCUCUUCGGCGCCGACCUGGACCCUGAAGGACCCCCAACGCUGACCCCCGAGGUGCCCUCCGACCUCUUCGCCCACUCCGGGGAGUGUGCGGCUCCAUCCUACAGCAACAUGGAGGAGGUGGACUAGCGGGGAAGGGAACGCCGAGAUUCAUCCAUCAGUUGGCACAAAAAAAAAAAAAAACAAGAAGGUGCAACGCUUGAAGAUCUGGAGGUGAUCUGCGAGGAUCUUUCACCUGUGAAAGACCUUCAGAUAUACUCUCAUUAACCCCCAUAACAAGCUGCAUACUUGUAGUUUUAUCCACCCACACAGAUGCUAACACACACAUCGUAUAAUCUUCGGCCUCCUAACGGCUCGGUGGCGCCCCCCCCGGGCGACCCCGCACCGACGCACCUUGUGGUUCGGUUUUCAAGCCGAGAACCUCCAACCGACCAGACCUGUUAAUCUAAAGCUACGUCGACUUAUUAGAGUCUCAACGUGUGUAAAUCUUUUUGUUUAUUUUUAUUUUCAAGGUUGAUUUGUUUGUGGCAGCAUUUUCAGUAACUUGGAUUGGAAAUGUAGCAAAAAAAAAAAAAAAAGACAGAUUGUGACCGGUGCUGACCUGCUACUUUAUUUUGUUUUUAAUACAGAGGGCACACACUUCGUAUUUUCCCCGUCUUGUCGCUUUAUAAACUUCAUUUGGCUUCCGUUUCUUCAGUUUUUUUUCUCUUUUUUUAUAUAAAUAUAUAUAUACUUGUUUAGAUUUUCAAUCCUGUGGAUGCAAUCGUGGAAAGGCUUCAGUAUAAACUGAAAUGUGCAUGACUGCAUGUUCAUACAGGGUGUAACCGCGGCUCCGCCCCUGUCGCUUCAUCUCUAUUAUUUCUCGUUUUUUUUUGCGUGAGUUUAUUCGGUCUCGCCCCUCCUCUGUAAUGAACUACGUAUGUAAAGUGGGGGAUCAUUAAGAAUGCUGCUGUGGAUACAUAUAAAUGGUUAAUAUAAAUAAAAACAAUUUUGAGAAUUGCU
Amphiprion ocellaris (clown anemonefish) is the source of this 3045-nucleotide messenger RNA. RefSeq names its product ubiquitin carboxyl-terminal hydrolase 19-like. The record is from RefSeq and is a predicted model, not a curated record. Gene Ontology annotation, molecular function: cysteine-type deubiquitinase activity. Gene Ontology annotation, biological process: protein deubiquitination. NCBI's taxonomy places the organism in Eukaryota, Metazoa, Chordata, Actinopteri, Pomacentridae.